AUGCCCAACAAGGAGUCUGAGGAACUUGGAGUUUUUAAUAUCACUCCUCUGACUAUCGCUGGUGGCGCUGCUGCAUUGGCAGCGGCUGGAGUGGUUACCUAUGCUUUGACAAAUAGAAAACCAAAGUCGUCUGGUGGGAAGCUGGGCCCUCCGGUCCCUCGAGCCUCACAGGAAGAUCCAAUGGUCUUGGCCAGACUGGAAGGAGCCCGUGACACAUGCAUGAAGCCUUACGAUGGUGCCACUGCGGCGUCAUUUGUGGCCUAUAAUCUCUCCGACUCUGUCUUCAUCUACCCCAUCACGCCCUCAACCCCUCUUGGUGAGAAUUGUGACCAGUGGUCUGCUAGUGGCGUCAGGAAUGCUUUUGGUCAGUCUACUGUGGUUAGGCAGAUGCAGAGUGAAGGCGGAGCUGCGGGGGCUGUCCAUGGAGCCCUCGCUGUGGGUGGUAUGUCCUCUACCUUCACAGCAUCUCAAGGGCUUUUGUUGAUGAUCCCCAACCUCUAUAAGAUUGCUGGUGAACUCAUCCCCUGCGUCUUCCAUGUGCCGGCAAGAACUCUGGCUGGCCAGGCACUAUCGAUCUUCGGGGACCAUUCUGACAUAAUGGCUGUACGUCAAACUGGUUGGGCCCUUCUAUGUGCCAGUAAUGUCCAGGAAUGUAUGGACAUGGCUCUAGCUGCUCACAUAGCUACGUUGAAGUCCUCGGUACCAUUCAUCCACUUUUUCGACGGCUUUAGAACGUCCCACGAGAUCCAGAAGAUAAACGGUCUUACUGAUGAGCAGAUGAAGCUGAUCGUCCACGUUAUGUCCAAGGAGAUUGACAGACAUCGUUCACGGGCCCUUAACCCGAAUCAUCCAACUCUAAGGGGCACUGCCCAGUCGGCCGAUAUCUACUUCCAGAAUGUUGAAGCUGCCAAUCCCUAUUAUGAAGCAGUGCCGGAGCACAUGUGUAGCGCCCUUGAUAUGAUCAAAGCGUUGACUGGUAGAGAGUACCACCUAUUUGACUACCAAGGCGAUCCUAAUGCGACGCAUGUCUUUGUGGUUAUGGGAGCUGGCUCGUCUACUGUGGCCGAGACGAUUGAUUAUUUGGAAAGAAAACAGCCUCGUUAUAAGCUCGGCCUGGUUCGUGUGAGGCUCUUGAGGCCAUGGUCUAUUCCGCACUUUUUGAACGCCCUGCCAGCCACAGUGCAGCGCAUUUGUGUAUUGGACCACUGCAAGGAAGCAGGCGCCAUAGGAGAGCCGCUCUAUGUUGAUGUCUGCGCCAGUAUUCAGAAGUCCACGCGGCCGGAUAUUUUGGUCAUUGGUGGUCGUUUCGGGUUGGCCUCUAAGAAUUUCACCCCAGGCCAGGUUUACGCUGCCGUGAGGAAUCUCGUUGAUGCUCGGGUGCCCAAGUCGCCGUUCACUGUUGGUAUUGAUGAUGAUGUCAACAACAUAUCUCUGCCUGUCCCGGAGGAGAUCGACGUGUCCAAUCCUGCUACCACUCAGUGCAUGUUCUGGGGCUUCGGCUCUGAUGGCACGGUUGGCGCUAACAAGAAUGCUAUCAAGAUUAUUGCCGACAACACUGAGCUCUAUGCUCAGGGCUUCUUCGCCUACGAUGCUCUAAAGGCCGGCGGUGUCACCGUGUCACACCUGCGGUUUGGUCCCGAGCCUAUUGACUCGCCCUAUGAGAUAGCGAGUGGGUGCGAAUAUGUAGCUGUGCACAAGAAGGAGUACGUGAGAGCGUUCGAUGCCUCUCUUAUCCUAGGCGCUAGUAAGCCUGGGAGUAUCGUGGUGUUGAAUGCCCCAUGGAUCACUGUGGAUGAGCUCGAGGAAGAGCUCCCUUCGAAGUUCAAGUUGAUGAUAGCCGAGAAGCGUUUGGAGCUGUAUGUCAUCAACGCAUCGUUGGUGGCUAAAGAGUCGGGCAUGGGUAGGCUUAUCAACAACAUCAUGCAAGCUGUGUUCUUCCGUCUCUCUGGAGUUCUGCCUUAUGAGCAAGCGCUACCGUUGUUCGAGGCGGCGAUUGAGAAGACUUACAAGAAUAAGGGUGCUGAUGUAGUGCGCAAGAACAUCUUGGCUGUGGGCUAUGCUAUUGACAAUCUCCACAAGAUCGAUGUCCCGGUGACCAAGUGGAUGCAGUGCGAGCGGUCGGACCACAUCAAGCCUCGGAAUGGUGAAGAGCCGUCUUUUGUCCGUGACGUAUUGGAUAAGAUCCAUACACGCCUUGGCGACUCCUUGGCGGUGUCUGCCUUUCAGCCUGGUGGUACGGUCCCACUAGGGAUGACGCAGUGGGGUAAGCGUGGGGUGGCCCAAGCUAUCCCUGUUGUGGACAUGGACAAGUGCACUCAGUGCAACAAGUGCUCGGCGAUAUGCCCUCAUGGUGUUAUCCGACCAUUCCUAGCCUCUCCUCAAGAGCUCGCCAAUGCCACUACUCCUCAUACCUUCCUGACCAAGCCAGCUACUGGUGGCAAUCAGGUCUCUGGUCUGGCCUUUAGGAUCCAAGCAUCGCCUUUGGACUGCACUGGCUGUGAGGUGUGUGUCAAUGCAUGCCCUGAUAACGCCUUAAUGAUGAAGCCUCUCCCCGAUGCCUUGGCUGAGGGUCAUAAGAACAACUGGGAUUAUGCUAUGACUUUGGAGUCUAGGGGGGAUCGUUUCGACUCCCAUACUUUGAAGGGUUCUCAGUUCCAACAGCCUCUAUUGGAGUUCUCAGGGGCUUGCGAGGGCUGUGGUGAGACGCCUUACGCCAAGCUCUUGACCCAGAUGUUCGGCAAGCGUAUGGUCAUAGCCAACGCUACAGGGUGCAGCUCUAUUUGGGGUGGCACGGCUGGAUGGAUCCCCUACACUGUAGACAAGAAGACGGGCAAGGGGCCGGCCUGGGGUAACUCCCUGUUCGAGGAUAAUGCGGAGUAUGGUAUGGGCAUGGCUGUGACUAUGGAUCAUAGGCGCCAACAGCUACGCUUACGUGUGCAGGAGGCAUUGGAGCAAGAGUCUAUAGCCACUGGUGAGCUCAGGCUGAUGCUGCAGCAGUGGCUUGAUAAUGCAGACCAUCCUGAGGCCUCUUCUAAGUACGGUGAACGAGCCGUUGAGAUCAUGAACGACAUGGAGCCUCUGCCGGCCUGUCUUGAGGAGUGUAUGAGGUUAUCUGAUCUAUUUGUGAAGACCUCUAUGUGGAUGCUUGGUGGUGAUGGCUGGGCUAAUGAUAUUGGCUUCGGCGGUAUAGAUCAUGUGCUGGCACUUGGUGAGAAUGUUAAUAUAGUCGUGUUGGAUACCGAGGUGUACUCCAACACAGGCGGUCAGGGCUCUAAGGCCACUCCUAUGGGGGCUGUGGCUAAGUUCAUGCAGAACGGCCGAGCCCUUCAAAAGAAGGAUCUCGGGCAGCUGGCCAUGACAUACCCCAACGUCUAUGUCGCUUCCUGCUCUAUGGGGGCCAACUACUCUCAGACGGUACGGGCCUUCCAUGAGGCUGAGAAGCACGUUGGACCUUCCCUCGUCAUGUGCUAUGCACCCUGCAUCGAGCACAGGACUAAGACUGGUCUCACUAGGAUGUCAGAGGAUCAGAAGGCGGCAGUCGAGUCGGGUUACUAUCCCCUGUAUCGUUAUGACCCUGAGCUCGCCAAAGUGGGUAAGAAUCCAUUCCAGCUUGACUGUAAGAGCAUCAAGCCCGAUGUGUUGGCGAACUUCCUAAAGAACCAGAAUCGAUACGAGCAGUUGGUCCGACGAAUGCCACACCAUGCGGCUGAUCUGCAGUCGGAGCUGAAGCGCUACAUCGAGGAACGUCAUAAGAGGUUGAAGGACGCUGCCAUUGAGAAGAGUCAAUCAGCUGAUGUGUUAGCCUCGGGUCUAUCGGCAGGCGUCAGGAUCUAUUACGGCUCGGACACUGGUACGACUGAGCAGCUCGCGAAGCGCCUCUCUGGCAUACUCAAGCGCCGAGGUGUUCAUGUUAACUUCUGUACUGGUAUGGACGAGCUUAUGCUGGAGGAAGCCACUGAGGACCUCAUUGUGCUUUUGACAUCUACAUGUGGUGAUGGUGAUAUGCCGACUGCUGCCGAAGCUCUAUGGGAACAAAUGGCUGCUUGCCAGCAUGGGGGUAGAAGACUGGCUGGUCGCUUCUGUAUGUUUGGCAUGGGGGAUAGUUCUUAUGAGCAGUUCUGUGAAGCUGCUGUGAAGAUCGAUAGGCGUAUGGUAGAGCUCGGCUUCACUCGAGUGCUCGACAUUGCUAAGGGAGAUGAUCGAGAUGAGGACGGCUGGGCUACAGCCUUCGAUCAGUGGUUGCCGAGGGUUUGUGAUGAAGUUGGUGCCAAGCCGGAGGAUGAGGAGGAGUAUGAGGCCUUGUUCGAGGUCACUAGUCUCCCUGUUACUAUGGUUGAGAAGGAGUUGCCUUAUCAGCGUAUAGUGCCUCCAGGUUCUCAUGCUGUACCAGUUAUGGAGAACCGUCGUAUGACGCCAGUGGAGUACGAGCGUGAUAUCCGUCACAUUGUAUUGGACACUAGCGCUGUGGACCUACCCUUCAGGCUUGGUGAUGCUAUUGCUCUAUAUCCACAAAACCUCACGGAAGACGUUGACAAACUUUUCGAGGAAGUACUCACUCAUCACGACCCUAAUGAUGUUGUCUCUGUGAAAUGCCUCUCAGAGGAUGUACCUGCCCGGUUGCGCUCGGCCUUCACGGCUCGUGUGCCCGUGAGGCAGAUCUUCGUAGAGCUACUGGACAUCUUUGGCAAGCCCAGUCGCAGCUUCUAUAAGCAGCUUGCUAGGAUUGCCUCUAGUAAGGAGCGUCGGAAGCUCGUUGAUAUUGCCGAUGAUGAUGACAAGUUCAAGGAGUUACUCGCAAAAAGCGUCUCCUAUGCGGAGGUCCUCAGGAUGUUCCCUAAGACCGCUAAUUUGAUGACUCUGGUCAACUUCUUGGAGAUAAUCCCUCUGCUCAAGCCUCGGCUCUAUUCGAUAGCUAACAGCUCCUUCUACUCGCCUGGUAUUGUCGAGCUCACUGUUGUCAUCAACAGGUGGACCAACUCUGAUGGUAGGCUGAUUACUGGUACUAGUACUAAGUAUUUGGGCUUUGGCAAGGACACUGAGGUGUGUGUCUCUGUUGCCAGCGGCACAUUCGUCUUCCCCGAGGAUGAGCGUACCCCUAUGGUCAUGUCGGCCUUGGGGACUGGUAUUGCCCCUAUGCGUGCCUUCGUCCAGGACCGUAUGUACAAGCGUAAGGUGCUCGGAAUGGAUACAGGUCCUAUGAUAGUGUUCUAUGGAUGUCGUCAUGAGAAGGAGGAGUUCCUAUAUAGGGAUGAGUGGAAGGCGUUCAUGGAAGCUGGGGUCCUCACCAAGGUUAUCAACGCCUUCUCUCACGACCAGGAGUAUAUGAUAUUCGUCCAGCAUAAGAUGGCUGAGAACCCCGAGCUGUUGUAUAAGUACAUUCAGGAACUAGGCGGCUACUUCUAUUUCUGUGGACCAUCCAUAGCUGUGCCCGAUGUGGAGGCUGCGGUGAAGAAGGCUGUAGGUGAUGUUGGUAAGAUGAGCGAGGAGGAAGUGGAGAAGUGGUUUGAGGAGGAUAUAAAGGCUAAGAAGAGAUACUCUACGGAGGCUUAUUAGGCGUUGUGGCGAGGGCCUCCUUGCCGUAUGAAAUGACUCAUUAUUUUGGAAUGUUAUUACAGUCGCUUGGUCAAGUCCGGUCACACAAGCCUGCCCUUUUUGUCACUAAUGCUGGUCGCAAUUUUGUCAUCAUCUGUCGGGACGUAUGCUGCC
This is a messenger RNA of Perkinsus marinus ATCC 50983, 5706 nucleotides long. RefSeq names its product pyruvate-flavodoxin oxidoreductase, putative. Gene Ontology annotation, biological process: electron transport chain; response to oxidative stress. NCBI's taxonomy places the organism in Eukaryota, Perkinsozoa, Perkinsida, Perkinsidae. Gene Ontology annotation, molecular function: iron ion binding; oxidoreductase activity, acting on the aldehyde or oxo group of donors; electron transfer activity. Bases 1 to 5553 code for a protein of 1850 amino acids. The record is from RefSeq and is a predicted model, not a curated record. The transcript has 2 exons.